Messenger RNA from Coregonus clupeaformis (lake whitefish), 3425 nucleotides. RefSeq lists its product as uncharacterized. The record is from RefSeq and is a predicted model, not a curated record. Gene Ontology annotation, molecular function: RNA binding. Lineage: Eukaryota; Metazoa; Chordata; Actinopteri; Salmoniformes; Salmonidae. Bases 310 to 996 code for a protein of 228 amino acids. Gene Ontology annotation, biological process: regulation of double-strand break repair; protein polyubiquitination. Gene Ontology annotation, cellular component: nucleus. The transcript has 7 exons.
GAAGAAGAACGAACAGUUUAUGGAUCUUGUUGUUGUCGAUGUGCGCUCUGAAUAAGAUAUGUGCCAACAAGCUAGCUAAUUUUGCUAUACAUCAUCAAUUGAGUCUGUCACUGUCAGUCAGAUCUAGCUAGUCGAUCACAGUUGAUCUGUGUUGCAGCUUUUGAAGAUAGUUAGUUAGCUCUGUACUUUUCGUUCGACGUCUCAAAGAUGAACUUCUAAGUCGGAGACUAAUCAGACGGUAGAAAAUGGCCGGUUAGCAUUGUAAACAACAACAACAGCAGUGAAGAACCAGCCAAACAUCACAUCAUCAUGGAGGAUGAGGAAGAUCUCGAGGUACUUGGUGAACAGCUGUAUGAUUUAAUUUACCCCAAAUACGCCGAGAUCGCCGGGAAACUCACAGGCAUGUUGCUGGAGCUACCUGGUCCUGUCCUGACUCAGAUGCAGCAGGAUGAAGCUAUGCUGACAGAGGCCCUUGAGAAAGCCCUCAGAGCUCUGCAACUACCUCAGGGCCCAAGCAAUACGGGGAUGUCAAAGGAGGAAGAUGAAGCAUCUGCCUCUUCUGACUCGCUUGGGGAACAGCUGUUUGAGCUAGUGGACUUCUGCAACACUGGCCACACACAGAAAAUCACUGGCAUGCUACUGGAGCAGCAUAAAGAAGCGGUGCUGCAUCUCCUCUCAGAACCCUCACUACUGGAGGAGCAGGUGAACCUGGCCUUGAAGACACUGCAGGAGCUGGGUGUGGAAGAGACAGAUGUGAGUGACUCAUCAGAUGCCGAUGACACUGAGAGGCUGGAAGAGAGGCUGUUUCUACUGGUGCAGGAGAUGAACGCAGCGCACUCAAAUGACAUUACAGGCAUGCUUCUGGAGAUGGACCCUGCAGCUCUCAGACAGAUGCUGAGCGACCGCACCAUGUUGGAGGGAGCCGUUCAAAAAGCACAAGCAGCGCUGGAAAGCCUUUGGAUCCAAGAGGACAAAGAAAUCACCAAAUCCAAAUGAAGUUGGCCAAAAUACUGUGACAUUUCAGCUGAAGAACACUACUUUAUGAACACAAGCAGAGUUAUGUGCCACUAACCCACAGGAUCAUAGAUUGCCAUGAAGGGAUGUAUGUAUACUGCUGCACUGUAAGCGGUGAUUCCAGACUUCUGCCAUUUCUCAUUGCAGAUAUUUUUCCCACUCUGACUCCCAACACUUGUCAGUGACGUGUUUCGGAGUGCAAUGCACUUUAGUUAAGCCACACUCAUGAUUGGACAGGAAGGGGAAAAUGAGCCAGUGAAGUGUGCUGCGAUGCCCUCACACGCUUGCUAAAAAUUAAACCAGGCACCCUACACUCCUGGAAAUGCAAAUGCUUCUUUAGACUGCAGACUUCAGGAGUGGAGAAUGGGACAGGCCUGUAUUCUUUUUGCUUCCAAUUUGACCACUGUCUGGGUUGAUUAACAACUCGGGCAAGUAGAAAAAUCCAAUGAGGGAUAGGUAGUGCUGGUCCAAAAUACUUUUAUCCCGCAGAAGGGAACUACAUCUGUAGUGCGACAGUGAUGCCAACAGUCUUGAUAUUGCACACAUUUUAGGUCCACUGGUUUGUAAUUCACUCAAUAAUAAAAAUGAAUUCAGUAACAUUACACAAAGAUGAAUAUAAUAUUCCAUAUUCAGACAAUUUUAGCCAACUGUUGUGAUGUACUGCAAUAAUGUGUGAAUAGGAAAUGUAUUUUGAUAUGUAGAUAAAUAUGACACUCCAUGAUGAAACUUGGAUACUAAUCAGAAUAGAACGCACCCUUCACUAGACAUACAACAAAAUGAAACAUACUUUCUUUCAAAGUGCUAAAGAGCGCAAAAAUAUCUUUAUUACCAUUUUUGUCAAGAAUUUUACAGGGUUGAAUUCUAAAACAGGAAAAACAAACAGCUUUUCUCAGACAAAGGGGAGCUUUGGAAAAAACUAAAUUGGGUGUUCAACACAGAAACAAAGUCAAGAACACAAAAGGGGAAGCAAGGCAUUUUGGAAAAAAAAAAAAAAAAAAAAGAGGGCAUUUUGAGUAAAAUUUGCUCUCGUUUCACAGAUUAAUUAAUGAUGGGCUAGUUCAUCUGCAGAAGCAGCUGAUACAAAUGUGAAUCCAGGUAUUAUAUCAUCUAUUAAUGACAUUUCAAAGCUAAAUCAGCGAAAAAAAGUUGCUCUCCACACUUUUGCUCAUGACUUCAGCUCAUAAAUACAAUCGAUCAUAAAUAUUUGGAUAGAUUAAUGACAUUUAAAAAUUGUUGUCUCAAAUGACACCAUGACUAUUCCCAAUAAAGUACACUACUUUUGACCCAAGCCACCUAGUUGUGCACUAUAUAGGAAAUAGGGUGUCAUCUGAGACUUGACCGAUGUAUAGUCCUGGGGCCUCAUUUAUAACUGUUGUGCAAAUUUCACACAUUUCUGCAUGAGCCAUUUCUGAAAAGUCAGUGCAAGUACAAAAAUAUUUAGAUUUAUAAAUUUGGUGCACACCCUAUAUACCCAUGUUUGUUUCCUGUUAUAAAUCGGACCGGUUGUAAAACUGUACGCGCAUUAAAACUCAGCCUGGAAAACCCCUCCAUUCACCUUUUAUGGUGACAAUAACGCACUUUAUUUGCUGUAUAAUUUGGAAUUAGGCCAUGGCAGUAUCUAAAAUAGCAAUUGCAAUUUUGAUCACAUUUCUGUGGGCAGAAUGUUUUGCAGUUACUUUCAAACUAAACAUGCAUGGUGCCUAUAGCAAGUGCCUGAUGUCUGCGCAUUCUGCAAGAUUGAUUGUAGCCUAUAAUUUAAAAGUAGGCUAAACGUUACACUUCAGUGCAAAAUACAAAUUGUUCAAUAUUUUGUUUAUCAAUAGAUAGAAACAAUGUCCUGCCUUUAGUAUAGGCUCUGAUUAAAUUGACAAUGUCGUGCUUCUAUCGCACAGCAAUACAAUAUCCUACCCAUACUCUCAAAUAUUUUACAUAAACUACCGGUCUAUUUACUGUGUUGGCAGAAUGUUCUAAUACAGUUUCUGAAAGAGAAAACAAAGGCAAAUUGUGUUUGAAUUCAACAAUGUUUUGCAUCGACUUUUCACCUAAAUAUGAUGGGACUGGCCGUGAAUUCUGAAACAUUGUCUAAGGCAGGCUACCAAUUUAUUUUUAUUACAGUAGGCCUACUUAAAUGUAAAAUAAACUGUUCACCUUUUAAAUUAGACUGUAGGCUAUAUUAUAAACCGAACUGCCUAUGGGAUUGCAAAUCUUGAAAUACAUAGCCUAUCUAUUUACUAGGCUCCUAGGUCCAAUUAAAUGAAAGAUGCACAUGCUAAUUUGUUGUAUGGCUUCUUUGAGAAUAUGAACCUGUCACGGCUAGAAAAGGUGAGGAAUUUAUUCUGCAAUGGUUAUGAAAAUAGAUUCAAAUGUCUAAUUAUUUUAGAGUAAAUAAAGAUUUUCGAUCUUCUCACUAA